Messenger RNA from Cicer arietinum (chickpea), 1490 nucleotides. It is a transcript of the gene NAC4, whose product is annotated as NAC family transcription factor 4. Lineage: Eukaryota; Viridiplantae; Streptophyta; Magnoliopsida; Fabales; Fabaceae. Gene Ontology annotation, molecular function: DNA binding. The record is from RefSeq and is marked validated. Gene Ontology annotation, biological process: regulation of DNA-templated transcription.
GAAAAAUCAAAGUGAUAACAUUUCAUUUCUCAUUGAAGAAAAAUAAAAUAAAAUAGGUUCACCCCAGCUACAACCUAGAACACCAAUUUUUGUCCACUGCAAUUCAAUCUCUUUGUUUGUGAAGAAUAUUGAAUUAAAAUGGGAAUUCAAGAUAAAGACCCUCUUUCACAAUUGAGUUUGCCUCCUGGUUUUCGUUUUUACCCCACCGAUGAAGAGCUUCUUGUUCAAUAUCUUUGUCGCAAAGUAGCUGGUCAUCAUUUCUCUCUUCAAAUCAUUGCUGAAAUUGAUCUCUACAAAUUUGACCCAUGGGUUCUUCCAAGUAAGGCGAUAUUUGGUGAGAAAGAAUGGUACUUUUUCAGUCCAAGAGAUAGGAAGUAUCCAAAUGGGACUAGACCCAAUAGAGUAGCUGGAUCUGGGUAUUGGAAAGCUACUGGAACAGACAAGAUAAUCACAAAUGAAGGUAGAAAAGUUGGAAUUAAAAAAGCACUUGUUUUCUAUGUUGGUAAAGCUCCUAAAGGCACCAAAACCAAUUGGAUUAUGCACGAAUAUCGUUUACUUGAUUCUUCUCGAAACAACACCGGCACCAAGUUAGAUGAUUGGGUUCUAUGUCGUAUAUACAAGAAGAACUCUAGUGCACAAAAAGCCAUUCCAAACGGCAUCGUUUCAAGUAGAGAAUACACUCAAUACAGCAACGAUUCAUCCGCGUCUUCAUCCUCCCACCUCGACGACGUUCUACAAUCACUUCCAGAAAUCGACGACCGUUGCUUCAUGCUGCCACGUGUCAACUCAUUAAGAACAAUGCAACAUCGUCAAGAAGAAGACAAGCUUAAUCUUCUUAAUCUCAAUAAUAAUAAUUUAAUGGAUUGGUCUAAUCCGUCGUCAAUUCUCAAUACAGAGUUUCAAGAAGGACAAAAUAAUGGAAUGGUUAAUUAUAGUAGUUGUAACGAUCUCUAUGUCCCUUCUGUGUCCACGAUAUGUCACGUGAACACAUCGGGGACAGAGAAGAAACCAAUGGAGGAAGAGGUUCAGAGUGGUGGAGCAAGAACAAACCCCGGAUUAUUUGAACGUGGUUCGAAUAAUUUUACUUAUUCUAAUUCGGUUGAUUCGUUUGGGUUUAGGUAUCCGGUUCAACCGGUUGGGUUUGGGUUUGGGCAAUGAAUCAGAAGGAAAGUUAGUUAGAAGAAAAAUAAUUUGUUAAUUUGUAAUAGUCAAUGUGCAUGUGGUGUAAAUAGGUUGGGAUUCUUUUGGCCUAACAAGUUUGCUUUUAGAAUUGCAAAAUUAGAAAAGUGGAAAAAUUUGAAUUUUGGUCCUCACUUUCGGCUUGAUAUGGAAGUGGGUAUACGUUCUAUGAAUCUAUUCAUGAGGAGAUGAAGUAGUGAAGGAAAUAUUUGAAAUAAUGGGUUAUACUUAGCCACAUGAAUUAAUCACGUUUUGUUGUACUUAUAAAUGAAAUAGCAAUUGGCUGCAAUGUUAGGCUUUCGUUUCAAUCU